AUGACGCAGUUCCUCCUCUUCGAGGCGGCCUCGGGCUAUGCCCUCUUCGAGGUGACGGCCCUGGACGAAAUCGGCACCUCGGUGGACGCCGUGCAAGCCUCCGUCACAGACCUGUCUCGCUUCGGCAAGGCCGUGAAGCUGACGGCUUUCAGGCCAUUCUCAUCUGCCGCCAAUGCGCUGGAGCAAAUAAAUGCCGUGUCCGAGUCUCAGGUGACGGAGGACCUGAAGAACUUCCUGACCUCCAGCCUGCCCAAGGUGAAGAAGGCGUCGUCUGCCAAGUUCAAGCUGGGCGUGUCGGAGCCCAAGCUGGGCAGCGCCAUCCAGGAGGAGACGUCCGUCCCCUGCGAGUGCAACGAGUUUGUAGGCGAGCUGAUCCGCGGCGUGCGCGCCCACUUCACCACCUUCAUCCGGGGGCUGGAGGAGGGCGACAGCGCGCGCGCGCAGCUGGGCCUGGCCCACUCCUACUCCCGCGCCAAGGUCAAGUUCAACGUGCACAAGUCGGACAACAUGAUUAUCCAGGCCAUCGCGCUGCUGGACACGCUGGACAAGGACGUGAACACCUUUGUCAUGCGCGUGCGGGAGUGGUACUCCUGGCACUUCCCGGAGCUGGUCAAGAUUGUGAGCGACAACUACCAGUACGCGCAGCUGGCCCUGCUGAUCAAGGACAAGGCCACGCUGGGGGAGGACAAGCUGGGCGCGCUGCAGGAGAUCAUCGGCGACGAAGACAAGGCGCGGGAGGUGGUGGAGGCGGCGCGCAUGUCCAUGGGCCAGGACAUCUCGCCCAUCGACCUGGUGAACAUCGGGACCUUUGCCGCGCGCGUGAUCUCGCUGGCCGAGUACCGGCAGAAGCUGGCCACCUACCUGGCCGACAAGAUGCACGCCGUGGCGCCCAACCUGGCCGCGCUGAUCGGGGACCUCGUGGGCGCGCGCCUGAUCAGCCACGCUGGGUCGCUGACCAACCUGGCCAAGUACCCGGCCUCCACCGUGCAGAUCCUGGGGGCGGAGAAGGCCCUGUUCAGGGCGCUGAAGACUAAGGGCAACACGCCCAAUCGGUACCUGGCCAACAAGUGCUCCAUUGCCUCGCGCAUCGACUGCUUCCUGGACCAGUCGACCGACGCGUUUGGGGCCAAGAUGAAGGAGCAGGUGGAGGAGAGGCUGCGUUUCUACGAAGAGGGUGUGGCCCCCCGCAAGAACCUGGCCUGCAUGAAGGAGGUGAUCAGUGGGCUGGCCGGCGGCGAGGAGGAGAUCGUGCUGGACGCGCCGGUGACGGAGAAGAAGAAGGCCAAGAAGGCCAAGGCGCUAGCCGAGGAGGAGGAGGGGUCCAAGAAGAAGAAGAAGAGGAGCGCCGAGGAGGAGGCCCCGGUCACGGAAGAGAAGACCAAGAAGAAGAAGAAGAAGGCCAGCGCAUGA
Messenger RNA from Auxenochlorella protothecoides, 1410 nucleotides. Its product is annotated as Nucleolar protein 56. Gene Ontology annotation, cellular component: box C/D methylation guide snoRNP complex; small-subunit processome. Gene Ontology annotation, molecular function: snoRNA binding. Lineage: Eukaryota; Viridiplantae; Chlorophyta; Trebouxiophyceae; Chlorellales; Chlorellaceae. The record is from RefSeq and is a predicted model, not a curated record. The transcript is spliced from 4 exons. Bases 1 to 1410 code for a protein of 469 amino acids.